AUGAAGCUGACACCAGAGCUUCUGUCACGGAGCAGCUCAUCCAUCAACACACUCGGAGACCGCGAGCUGGAUCUGCGCGGCCUCAAGAUCCCAGCGAUCGAGAAUCUUGGUGUGACGCGCGAUCAGAACGAUGCGAUCGAUUUCACGGACAACGAUAUCCGCUACCUAGGCAACUUCCCGCUGCUACGACAACUCAAAUCACUACAACUGGCCAACAAUUUGAUAGCGCGCAUCGACCCACGCAUCGCCUUUUCGCUACCUGCACUCCACUCGUUGAACUUAACCAACAACUCGAUAUCGGACCUAGCUGAGCUGGCGCAUCUCACCAAAUGCAGUCGCUUAGAGUAUCUGUGUCUGAUGGGCACACCGGCGAGUCGAGACAAGCAUUAUCGCGACUUUGUGAUCUGGAAGUUGCCCCAGGUGCGCGUAUUGGAUUACCAGAGAAUACGAGACAAGGAGAGGGCAAUGGCAAAGGAGCUCAUGGAAAGUGAGGAUGGGAGAGCGUCAGCGUUGGCAGCGAGCAUCUUGCGAAAGUCGCAGGGUGGUGCGAUGGACGUGGAUGCGGAUGCGGUGGUGGUGGGCAAGCUGAAGACGUUUGAACCAGGCAGACUCAACGGCUCGUCGAGACGCUUGUUGACAGCAGAGGAGCGCAAAGCCAUCGAAGACGCGAUCGAGAAGAGCGAGAGUCUAGAGGAGAUUCGCAAGCUCGAGGAGCAGCUCAAGAUGGGGCACGCCUUUGUCGCCUCGUCAUAG
Sporisorium graminicola is the source of this 753-nucleotide messenger RNA. RefSeq lists its product as uncharacterized. The coding region runs from base 1 to 753 and encodes 250 amino acids. Gene Ontology annotation, cellular component: U2 snRNP. Gene Ontology annotation, molecular function: protein binding; U2 snRNA binding. The record is from RefSeq and is a predicted model, not a curated record. NCBI's taxonomy places the organism in Eukaryota, Fungi, Basidiomycota, Ustilaginomycetes, Ustilaginales, Ustilaginaceae. The transcript has a single exon. Gene Ontology annotation, biological process: mRNA splicing, via spliceosome.